AUGCGUUCCGCCGUCAUCAUCGCUGCCGUGGCUAGCAUGGCCACGGCCAACCCCGUCGUUGUCCGCGAAGCUACUUUCCAGGACGGUAUCGACCUGAGCGUCUUCGAUGCUGCACCCGCGGUUACCAAGACCGGGCCGGCGGUUGGUGCUGUGAGCGAGACGCCGUCCUACAACAAAGCUGCCGCGUCGGCCGCCGCUGUUGCGGACGCGAUCGAAAACCCGAUCUCUUCCUCCGCCAACAACUCGACUCUCAAGGCCCGUUCCGCUGCCGGUGACGCGGCCAUCGGCGACCCUAGCGGUUGCUCUACACUGGAGCCCGCUGGAUCCGGCGGCGUACAAACCACCGACAGCUAUAACGCAUUUAUGGUCAACCAGACGUUGAAAGACAUUGGCAACAACGCCCCGGUUCCCCAGGGAUACCAACUAUCCUUCUCGGGGAAACAGGGCUCCACCAGCCAGAACGGUUACUUGGGGCUUUACACCUUGAAGUCCUUCGACACUAUUCUCUGUCAACAGAACCCCCCCAGCACCAUCAACUACAAGUGCACGCUCUGGGGACUGGCGGUCACCUCAGAUACUGCUACCAACAAUGGCCAGUGGAGACAGCAAUUCCACGUCGGUAUCACGGCAUCCAACGGCUACGUCAAGAACGUUAAGCCUGACGCGGCUCCCGGCUUUGACGGCCCUACUGCGUUUGGUGGUGCAAUUAACGCCCCCGACAAAUCUUUCAUCGGCUCCAAGUACUUUCCCGGUCCUUACGACGCCAGUCAGUGCACCGCUGCUUGCCAGGGAACGACCCAAUACGACCGUGAUCACCCUAAUGCUGACGGCACCUAUGACGCCUGCAACUUCGUCAACUCCUACGUCCUUAGCGAGAACAACGCGCCUCAAGGAACUUACUGCGGCUUGUACACCAAGUCUUGGGACAAGAAAUACAGCACCAACUACGGCCAGUACCGCGGCAACGACUACUACUCCGUCUCCUCCAGCUACGGCUGGACCCUCAACCCCCAGGACCCUGGUCACAUCUAA
Molecule: messenger RNA, 1032 nt
Organism: Colletotrichum chrysophilum
Lineage: Eukaryota; Fungi; Ascomycota; Sordariomycetes; Glomerellales; Glomerellaceae
Exons: 4
Coding region: 1-1032 (343 amino acids)
Source: RefSeq, a predicted model, not a curated record